AUGAGUAACCGCCAUCUGCCGGCUGGGCAGAAUAUACAGGGAGGAGCUGGAGGUGCUCACGGCGCCGAUAUGGUCGGCGGUCCCGGAGGCUCUCGUCGGAGGCAGCCUCCUCCCUUUGUUCCCCAGUACCAGCAGCAGCAACAUCAUCAUCACCAGCACAUGAACCCCAUGUAUGCCAACUACAUGCCCUACGGCCAGCAGCAGUAUUAUGGAUACCCGCCGCAAUACCAAGGAGGUCAUUAUCAGAACGCACAGUACCCCAAUGCGCAGUAUCAGGGACAAUACCAAGGUGGACAGUUCCAGAAUGGCCAGUACCAAAAUGCACAGUACCAUAACGCCGGAAUGCCCUCACCUGGCGGUUAUAACAUGCCUUACCAGCCGCACUUCGCUCGAUCGCCGCCCGCUAUGCACCAAUACGUCCCCAUGUCUGGUGUGAGCGUCCCUCCUAGCUACCCACCCCGCCCAGCUCAGCAACAAUCUCCUGCUCUGCCGAAUCCCUACCAGCCUCCUACUGUUGUUUCUUCGACCUCAAUUCCACCCCAGACUCCCACUUCAACCCACUCGUCACAGAUAAUUCCUACCCCAACUCCCCCUGUUCCGCAGGAGACUGAGCCAGCACCCCCCGCUCCUGUUGCCCCCGCCGAGCCUCCGCGAGAGCCUUCGCCCGCUCCCGUUGCCGCACCAAAGGGACCCUUCAUUGCACCUCUGCCCUGGUUCUCUCAUCCCGAUGAAGAUUUCCCUGUCAGAACUACAAAGUCUGGACGAUGGAAGAGGCGUCUCAAUGCUGAUAGUGCGGAUGUCUCCCUGCCCACUAACAAUGCUGCUGCCACUACGACAGAGCAGACUCCGACAGAGCAGACCAGUGUUCCCGAAGCCAGCUCUACAGAGCCCUCAGUGUCGGCCCUUACCCCCGCGACAUCAACAGCUCCAUCUGAGGCUGCGGCAACCCCUCGCCAAGCUUCUGAGACCCCCGCCGCACCUGUCCAGCAACGAUCGCGCACCAACACGGCCACCAGUGCUACCUCGACUGCGACGAACCGACCUGCUACCCGAUCCUCCGCUGUUCCCGCUCCUGCUCUUCCAUCGCUUCCUAAGGCGAGCCCCAAGGAUGCUAAGCCUGCGCGUGCUGAAAAGCCGACAAACGGCGACGUAGCAACCGAAAGCGCCCCCGAGGAAAAGGUCGCAGCUGAGGCUUCUGAGAAGCCUGCGGAGGCGGAGCAAGUCGCUGCCGAACCUGCUCCUGCUGUCAAGGCUCCUCCUUCUAGCUGGGCGAAGCUCUUCUCGAAGCCCGCUUCUGCGGUUGCCGGAAAGACUGAAGGGGCCAAUGGUGCCGCUCCCGUUGAACCUGCGGUCAAUGGACACGGUGCUGAGACUGCCGCUGGACCUACGAACGGCGCUGCCCCCAGCUUCUCAAAAGUCAACGCAAACUCUGUUGCGGAGGCUAUUCACUCAUUCCAUGUUGGUCUCGCUGAUCAAGUUUCGUUCCUCGAACCUCGAGGCCUGAUCAACACUGGAAACAUGUGUUACAUGAACUCUGUUUUGCAAGUUUUGAUGUUUUGUUUGCCAUUCUAUGAUUUCCUGAGCCAGAUCAGCAAGCGCGCUGUUCACAGCUUCAAGAGCGAUACUCCUCUUAUCGAUGCAAUGAUCAUGUUUAUGCAUGAGUUCAAGACCAUCAAGUCAGCUGCUGGCGUUGAUCCUUUACGCAUCAUUUUGAAGAAUGAGGAGCUUGAGCGAUAUGGCGAGCCUUUCACUCCCGAAUUCGUCUACGAAGCCAUAAGACAACUUCCACGAUUUGCUAGUAUGAGGCGGGGUCAUCAGCAAGAUGCCGAGGAAUUCCUUGGUUUCCUUUUGCAGUCACUUGAUGACGAGUGCACUACAGUUCUCAAGAACUUUACUCCCGACCAAGCGGACCGACGACCCAGCACUGGCUCAGGUGCAGGUGGUGCCGAUGACUGGUUGGAAGUUGGCAGAAAGCAGAAGGCUGCUGUCUCUCGACUUUCGGGCUCUAACUCAUCCAGCCCUAUUUCCAGAAUCUUUGGUGGUUUGUUGCGAUCUGAGUUCCGUGUCCCUGGCCUGAAGGAUUCCAUUACUACCGAGCCUUACCAGCCCCUUCAGCUAGACAUUGGAUCAUCAGAUGUGCGCAACGUUGUAGAUGCGCUCCGGGGUCUUACUCGCCCUGAGCGCCUUCAAGGAGACUUCAACUCUCCUCGUGGCAAAGAUGUUACGGCUACGAAGCAAGUUUUCAUCGAGUCACUUCCCCCUGUCCUCAUCCUGCACCUCAAGCGCUUCCAGUUUGAUGCAGAGGGCAAUGGAACUGUUAAAAUUUGGAAGAAGAUUGGUUACCCUCUGGAGUUGGAAAUUCCCCGCGAGGCCCUGUCUCGGCAGAAACGCCAGACGUUGGGCGACGAUGGAAUGCCCAAGUACAGGCUGAUUAGCGUAGUAUACCACCACGGAAAGAACGCCAGUGGCGGACACUACACUGUCGAUGUGCGACGGCAGGAGGGACGCGAAUGGAUCCGUAUCGAUGAUACAGUCAUUCGCCGAGUUCGAAGCGAAGAUGUUGCCGAGGGUGGCGAGGAGGAGGAUGUGAAGGACACACGCAAGGACGGUCCUACAUCAGGCAACCGAUUCGGUGCCGUUCAAGAUGAGGACGCUGGAGAUGAUGACGGGUGGAGCAAGGUGACAAGCCCUGCCGGAGGAGCGAAGAAAUGGAGCAGUGUUGCCAACGGUACGAAUGGCGUUACCAAGCCUGCCAAACAGAUCAAGGACAACAUCAAGGACAACAAGGUUGCCUACCUGCUCUUCUACCAACGAGUAUAA
Messenger RNA from Fusarium coffeatum, 2820 nucleotides. RefSeq lists its product as uncharacterized. NCBI's taxonomy places the organism in Eukaryota, Fungi, Ascomycota, Sordariomycetes, Hypocreales, Nectriaceae. Gene Ontology annotation, cellular component: cytosol; nucleus. Gene Ontology annotation, molecular function: cysteine-type endopeptidase activity; cysteine-type deubiquitinase activity. The coding region runs from base 1 to 2820 and encodes 939 amino acids. Gene Ontology annotation, biological process: protein deubiquitination. The record is from RefSeq and is a predicted model, not a curated record. The transcript is spliced from 4 exons.